Molecule: messenger RNA, 750 nt
Organism: Lycium ferocissimum
Lineage: Eukaryota; Viridiplantae; Streptophyta; Magnoliopsida; Solanales; Solanaceae
Exons: 2
Coding region: 186-665 (159 amino acids)
Source: RefSeq, a predicted model, not a curated record
AGCGCGUUUGUUAGAUAAAUUUGUCCUCAAGUUCUAUUCUUUAGUCUUUACAUGUAUGAACGGUUGAUUUCAUGAACAAAUGAUAGCGAAAUGACAAUAAAAUAAAUUGACUGUGUGCAGACCUCACUACUAUUUAGUGAAGUGGAGGCAACUCCAGUAAUUUAUCCAAAAAAGAAAGAAAAAAUAUGAGCUCUGGAGAAAUGUCUCCGGACAUAAAUAUGGAAUAUUCAACUUCUUUUGAUUCUAGUACUCAUGCAAUUAUCCACGGCAAUUCUGAUAAUUCAGGGCGGGAUGAAAGCAUGAUCUCUGAUCCAAACAUUCCUUCGUCUAAUUCAUCGAGUGGUGGUGAUGAUGAUUUGAUGAUUAAUGUAUCAAAUCCUAAACGUAGACAUAAAAGUGAUCAGCAAGAAGAGGUAAGGAUAUUUAAUGUUGAUUUCAGGGCACUUACUGGGGCAUCAGGUAAUAAAUAUGUCCCAAUAGCUGAUACAGAUUGUAGACAAAACAUGUUGAAGAGAUCCAUCAAAUUUUUCAGAAACUUGUACCGAAUGAAGAGGCAAGAACAUAUUGGGCCGAACCGCCCAACUGGAGAUGGCAAAAUCAAAUCAUUUUUUAGUAACUUAAACCUGAUGGGAGACAACAGCAGAUCUGGCCAGGGGCGGCGUUAGUAGUCUAGAUCUGAAUUCGGCAUAACUUUUGAUCAAACAAUGUAUUUGUAUUAAGAAAUUUAUAAAAUUUCGAAUAAGUUAUUAA